Messenger RNA from Manis javanica (Malayan pangolin), 13005 nucleotides. RefSeq names its product cubilin (gene CUBN). The record is from RefSeq and is a predicted model, not a curated record. NCBI's taxonomy places the organism in Eukaryota, Metazoa, Chordata, Mammalia, Pholidota, Manidae. Gene Ontology annotation, molecular function: calcium ion binding.
AAAGAAGAAAGAACUGAAAAGGUACGGGAUAUUUCACAGGUCAAGGUACAUCUGCCUGGUUUGCUUUCUCCAAAUACCCACACUUGGUUGGAGAGGCCUCCCUCUUACCUGACUAUCUAAUAGGGUUGGUGAGGAACAUGUCCUCACCUUUUCUUUGGAGUUUGGUUGUUUUGUUAACAUUUUCUGAAUCUGAUGGUGAAGCUGGAGAACUUGAACUGCAGAGACAAAAAAGAAAUGCUGACCUCCAACAGCCUCGAAUUACUACAGAAAGGGGAAAUUUAGUGUUUCUUACUGUGUCUGCUCGAAACAUUGAAUUUAGAACUGGAUCCCUGGGAAAAAUUAAAUUAAACGAUGAAGACCUUGGUGAAUGUUUACGUCAGAUCCAGAAAAAUAAAGACGAUAUUACUGAUCUAAAAAAGACUACAACUGAUCUACCUCAAAGUAUUGCUAGUCAAAUUCAUCAGCUUAAUUCCAAGCUGGCCGAUCUUGAGAGAAAAUUUGAAAGCUUACAGCAGACAGUUGGCAAGAAGGUCUGUGGCAGCAAUCCCUGCCAGAAUGGUGGAACCUGCCUCAAUCUUCACGAUUCCUUUUUUUGUGUCUGUCCUUCACAAUGGAAGGGUCCUCUGUGCUCAGUUGAUGUUAAUGAAUGUGAGAUUUACUCAGGAACACCCUUGGGCUGCCAGAAUGGAGCCACGUGUAUAAAUACAGCAGGGAGUUACAGUUGUCUCUGCUCACCUGAGACACAUGGCCCUCAGUGUGCAUCCAGAUAUAAUGACUGCGACGGGGGCUCCAAGGCUCGCUGCAUCCAUGGCAUCUGUGAGGACCUAGUCCGAGAGCGGGCUGGAGAGCCCAAGUACAGCUGCAUCUGUGAUGCUGGGUGGACGUCCCCACCGAACAGCCCGGCCUGCACGCUGGACAGGGAUGAGUGCAGCCUCCUGCCAGCACCUUGCUCAGCGCUUGCGGAGUGUUUCAACACUCUGGGCUCUUUCUAUUGUGGGGCUUGCCCGACAGGCUGGAAAGGAAAUGGAUACAAUUGCCAGGAUAUCAACGAAUGUGAGAUAAAUAAUGGUGGUUGUUCUGUGGCUCCACAUGUUGAAUGUGUGAAUACACUUGGAUCUUACCAUUGUCAGUCCUGUCCACCAGGGUACCAGGGUGAUGGAAGAGUGUGCACACUCAUAAACAUCUGCUCAGUCAGUAACGGAGGCUGCCACCCGCACGCGUCGUGCUCCUCAGUUCUAGGUUCCUUACCUCUCUGCACUUGUCUCCCAGGAUAUACUGGAAAUGGUUAUGGGCCAAAUGGAUGUGUUCAACUCAGUAAUGUUUGCCUGAGUCACCCCUGUUUAAAUGGACAAUGCAUCGAUACAGUCUCUGGUUAUCUUUGUAAGUGUGAAUCAGGUUGGGCUGGUAUCAACUGCACAGAAAACAUCAAUGAGUGUCUAAGUAACCCCUGUUUGAAUGGGGGGACUUGUGUUGAUGGCAUUAGUGCUUUCAGUUGUGAAUGCACACGCUUCUGGACUGGAUUUCUCUGUCAGAUUCCCCAGCAAGUCUGUGGAGGGUCCCUCUCAGGGGUGAAUGGAAGCUUCAACUAUAGGAGCCCUGAUGUUGGUCCUGUGCGUGACGUUACCUGCUUCUGGGUCAUCCGGACUGAGGAGGGAAAGGUACUGCGUAUCACUUUUACUUUUUUCCAAUUAGAAUCAGUGAAUAAUUGUCCACAUGAGUUUCUUCAGAUUCAUGAUGGAGAUUCCUCUGCAGCAUUUCAACUUGGAAGAUUCUGUGGCUCUAGACUCCCUCAUGAACUCCUUAGUAGUGAUAAUGCUCUCUAUUUUCACUUCUAUUCUGAAUAUCUAAGAAAUGAAAGAGGCUUUACAAUAAGAUGGGAAACACAGCAACCAGAGUGUGGAGGUACACUGACUGGUACUUACGGUUCAAUUAAGUCUCCAGGAUACCCUGGAAAUUACCCCCCAGGAAGAGAUUGUGUUUGGAGCAUUAUAACCAAUCCUGGCCUCCUGAUAACAUUUACUUUUGGGACCUUGCGUCUGGAGCACCAUGAUGAUUGCAGCAAAGAUUAUCUUGAGAUUCGAGAUGGUCCUUUGCAUCAGGACCCUGUUCUUGGGAAAUUCUGUACCACUCUUUCUGUCCCACCACUCCCGACUACAGGCCCCUUUGCCAGAGUUCAUUUCCAUUCUGACAAUCAGAUUAACGACCAAGGUUUCUAUAUCACCUACUUAACUUCACCUUCGGAUCUGUAUUGUGGAGGGACCUAUACAGACCCAGAAGGUCUUCUUUCUCCUGACUUGUCUGGACCUUUCACUCACAACAGACAAUGCAUCUAUAUUAUAGAGCAGCCCCUGGGAGAACAAAUACACGUCAAUUUCACCCACGUGGAGCUGGAAGGCCAGAGUGGCUGUUCUCAGAGUUACAUUGAGAUUCUAGAUGAGCAAACUUUACUUGGAAAAGUCUGUAGCAAUGAGAUCCACUCUCAUGUUAAAUCCAUUACUAAUAGAAUCUGGAUCAGGCUUAUAAUGGAUUCUUCUGUUGUAAGAGCUAGUUUCAGAGCUAUUUAUCAAGUUGCUUGUGGAGGUGAAUUAACUGGAGAAGGGGUCAUUCGCUCACCCUUCUAUCCCAACGUGUAUCCAGGAGAAAGGAUUUGUAGGUGGACCAUCUACCAGCCCCAAAGCCAAGUAGUCAUUCUCAACUUCACUAGCUUUGAAAUUGGAAGUUCUGCCCACUGUGGUACAGAUUAUAUUGAGAUUGGUAGCAGUUCCAUUAUGGGUUCUUCUGAAAAUAAAAAAUAUUGUGGGACAGAUAUCCCUUCAUUUAUAACAUCUGUGUAUAACUUUCUUCAUGUCAUAUUCGUGAAAAGUUCUUCUACGGAAAAUCAUGGUUUCAUGGCUAAAUUCAGUACUGCAGAUUUGGCAUGUGGAAAAAUUCUUACUGAGUCAACAGGAAUCAUUCAAAGUCCUGGCCAUCCAAAUAUCUACCCCCAUGGUGUCAACUGUACCUGGCAUAUAUUUGUCCAACCUGGCAACCUAAUUCAUUUGACAUUCAGGAGAUUUCACCUGGAGUUUCAUUACAAUUGUACAAAUGACUACUUGGAAGUUUAUGACACUGGUUCUGGGACAUCUCUUGGGAGAUACUGUGGAAAAUCAGUCCCACCUUCUCUUACCAGCAGUGCCAACUCAUUAGUGCUUAUAUUUGUGGCUGACUCUGACCUUGCUUAUGAAGGCUUUUUAAUAAACUAUGAAGAAACUGACACAUCAGCAGCAUGCUUGGAAGCCUACACAGAGGAGUCUGGGACAUUCACUUCUCCCAACUUCCCUAAAAAUUACCCUAACAACUGGAAAUGCAUUUACAGGAUCACAGUGGAAACCAGCCACCAGAUUGCAUUGCACUUCACAGAUUUCUCCUUGGAGGAGGCUAUUGGUGCAGAAUGUGUAGCAGAUUUUGUGGAAAUCAAAGAUGGAGGCUAUGAAACUUCACCACCCUUGGGAAAAUACUGUGGCUCAGAGCUACCUCCAAGAAUCAUCUCUCACAGUAACAAACUCUGGUUAAAAUUUAAAAGUGACUUCUUUGACUCACGGUCUGGAUUCUCAGCUUACUGGGAUGGAUCAUCAACAGGUUGUGGGGGCAACCUCACCACGCCCACUGGCACGUUCACAUCUCCCAACUACCCGAUGCCCUACUACCACAGCUCUGAAUGCUACUGGUUGUUGAAAGCCAGCCACGGCAGCCCAUUUGAACUGGAAUUUGAAGACUUUCACUUGGAGCAUCAUCCCAACUGCACUUUAGACUAUCUGGCUGUAUAUGAUGGCCCAAGUACAAGAUCUCAUUUGCGAAGUCAGCUUUGUGGGAGUGAGAAACCGCCUCUUAUCCGUUCUAGUGGAGACAGCAUGACUUUAAAACUGAGGACAGAUGAAGAUCAACAAGCAGGUGGCUUCCUGGCUAAGUAUAGGCAGACAUGUGACAACGUGGUGAUUAUGAAUCGAACCUAUGGCAUCUUGGAGAGUAUACAUUAUCCAAAUCCUUAUUCUGAUAAUCAGCGUUGCAACUGGACCAUUCAAGCAACGGCUGGCAACACUGUGAAUUACACAUUUUUAGCAUUUGAAUUGGAAAGUCAUGCAAACUGCUCCACAGAUUAUUUAGAGCUCUAUGAUGGCCCACAGCGAAUGGGGCGCUUCUGUGGAGUAGAAAUGCCAUCCCCAGGGAGCACCGCAGGCUCCAAGCUUCAUGUGCUGUUCCACACCGAUGGGGUCGGUCACCACGAGAGAGGAUUCCAUAUGCAGUGGUUCACUCAUGGUUGUGGUGGGGAGUUGUCUGGGGCCACAGGCUCCUUCAGCAGCCCUAGGUACCCUAACACAUACCCCCCCAACAAGGAAUGUAUCUGGUAUAUUAAUGCUGCCCCCGGGAGUAGCGUGCAGCUCACCAUCCAUGACUUUGAUGUGGAGUAUCAUGCAAGUUGCAAAUUUGACGUUCUGGAGGUCUAUGGAGGCCCUGAUUUCCACUCUCCCAGAAUAGCCCAGUUGUGUGCCCAAACAUCUCUUGAGAGUCCCUUACAGGUCUCCAGCACUGGAAAUGAGCUAGCAAUCCGAUUUAAGACCGACAGUUCCAUAAAUGGGAGAGGCUUCAAUGCCUCAUGGCAAUCAGUCCCUGGAGGUUGUGGUGGGAUUUUCCAGACUCCAAGUGGAGAUAUUCAUUCUCCAAACUACCCUAGUCCUUAUAGGAGUGACUCUGACUGUUCCUGGGUCAUUCAGGUGCAAAGAAAUCAUCGUGUUCUCUUGAACUUCACUGACUUUGAUCUUGAACCUCAGGACUCUUGUAUUACAGUAUAUGAUGGCUUAAGCUCCACGACUGCCCGCCUUUCCAGAGUGUGUGGAGGGCAGCCACUGACUAACCCCAUCACCUCUUCAGGAAAUAGCCUCUUUGUGCGAUUUCAGUCGGGCCCUUCCAGACAGAGCAGGGGCUUCCGAGCCCACUUCAGGGAAGCUUGUGGAGGCUACAUCCUCACCAGCUCCUUUGAUACUAUAUCCUCUCCAUUGUUCCCUGCCAAGUACCCAAACAAUCAGAACUGCAGCUGGGUGAUUCAAGCUCAACCUCCAUUCAGUCAUAUCACCCUCUCCUUUAGCCACUUUGGACUUGAAAGCAGUACAACAUGUACACGAGACUUUGUAGAAAUUUUGGAUGGCAAUUAUGAUGACGCGCCCCUCCGAGGCCGCUACUGUGGCACCUCCCUGCCCCACCCGAUCACAUCCUUCAGCACUGCUCUGACGCUGAGGUUCUUCGCUGACACUAGUGUUACUUCUGACGGCUUCCAUGCUGUAUAUGCCGCAUCAUCAUCAGCUUGUGGUGGAACCUUCCACAUGGCGGAAGGCAUCUUCAACAGCCCCGGCUACCCAGAAGUUUAUCCCUCUAAUGUGGAAUGUGUCUGGAAUAUUGUCAGUUCCCCUGGCAACCAGCUCCAGCUGUCUUUUAUAACUUUCCAGUUGGAGGAUUCUCAGGACUGUAGUGGAGAUUUUGUGGAGAUCCGGGAAGGAAAUGCUACUGGUCACUUGGUGGGACGAUACUGUGGAAAUGUCCUCCCCCUCAAUUAUUCAUCCAUUGUUGGGCAUGUCCUGUGGAUCCAAUUUGUCUCAGAUGGCUCAGGCAGUAGUACAGGCUUCCAGGCCAUAUUUACUAACAUAUUUGGCAAUGAUAAUAUUGUAGGAACUCAUGGGAAAGUUGCCUCUCCCUUAUGGCCUAGUAAUUACCCCCACAACUCCAAUUACCAGUGGAUAGUAAAUGUGAACGAGUCUCAAGUUAUCCAUGGUAGAAUCUUGGAGAUGGACAUUGAAGCAACACAUAACUGCUAUUAUGACAAGUUAAGGAUUUAUGAUGGGCCUGGUAUUCAUUCCCUCUUAAUUGGAACUUACUGUGGCACCGAGACCAAAUCCUUUAGCUCCACUAGAAAUUCUUUGACAUUGCAGUUUUCUUCUGACUCCUCAGUCUCAGGAAAAGGAUUCCUUCUGGAGUGGUUUGUAAUGAAUGUCUCUGUUGGACCUUUACCUACUAUUGCUACAGGUGCUUGUGGUGGGUUCCUGAGGACUGGAGAUGUGCCAGUCUUCCUUUUCUCCCCAGGCUGGCCUGAAAACUACAAUAACAGGGAAGACUGUAUGUGGCUUAUUCAGGCUCCAGACUCUACUGUAGAACUCAACAUCCUUUCUCUGGACAUAGAAUCUCAUAGAACAUGUGACUAUGACAGACUUGUGAUAAGAGAUGGAGACAAUAGCAUGGCCCCGCAGCUAGCAGUUCUGUGCGGCAGAGAGGUCCCUGGGCCCAUCCGGUCCAGUGGAGAGUACAUGCUGAUGCAGUUCACCUCAGACUUCAGUGUAACCAGAGCGGGCUUCAACGCAUCCUUUCACAGGACUUGUGGUGGAUAUCUGCAUGCAGACAGAGGGAUUAUCACAUCCCCUAAGUAUCCUGAGGCCUACACUCCCAGCCUCAACUGCUCCUGGCACGUCCUGGUACAGAGUGGGCUGACCAUCGCUGUCCAUUUUGAACAGCCCUUCCAGAUUCCAAACAGAGAUGCUUCUUGCAGCCAAGGGGAUUACAUGGUGCUGAAAAAUGGGCCUGAUGUCUAUUCUCCACCCUUGGGACUCCAUGGCGGGAAUGGCCGCUUUUGUGGCAGCCAUCCUUCAUCCACUCUGUUCACCUCAGAUAAUCAAAUGUUUGUUCAGUUUAUUUCUGAUAAUAGUAAUGAAGGACAAGGAUUUAAGAUCAGAUAUGAGGCAAAGAGUUUAGCCUGUGGGGGCAAUAUCUAUAUCCAUGGUGCUGAUUCUGCUGGAUAUGUGACCUCCCCCAACCACCCUAACAAUUAUCCCCAGCAUGCUGAUUGCAUUUGGCUCAUAGCUGCUCCUCCUGGAAAGCUAAUAAGGCUACAGUUUGAAGAUCAAUUCAAUAUUGAAGUAACACCCAACUGUACAUCAAAUUACCUCGAGUUGCGAGAUGGAGCUGAUUCAAAUGCACCGGUACUUUCCAAGCUUUGUGGGACAUUUUUGCCCAGCAGUCACUUGUCCUCAGGAGAGAUGAUAUAUUUGAGAUUCCGGUCUGACAACAGCCCCACGCAUGUGGGAUUCAAGGCCAAAUAUUCCAUAGCCCAGUGUGGGGGAACAGUGACAGGGCAGAGUGGUAUCAUUGAAAGCACUGGAUAUCCAACACUUCCAUAUAGAGACAAUUCAUUCUGUGAGUGGCAUCUCCAGGGUCCCUCAGGACACUACCUCACCAUCCAUUUUGAAGACUUUAACCUUCAGAAUUCCUCUGGCUGUGAAAAAGACUUUGUGGAGAUCUGGGAAAAUCAUACCUCUGGAGAUCUAUUGGGCAGAUACUGUGGAAACACCAUUCCCAACAGCAUAGACACUUCUAGCAAUGUUGCUGUGGUCAGGUUUGGCACAGAUGACUCUGUUACUGCCUCAGGAUUCAGGUUACAGUUUGAAUCCAGCAUGGAAGGAUGUGGUGGGGAUCUAUGGGGCCCUACUGGAACAUUUACUUCUCCCAACUACCCGAACCCAAACUCCCAUGGCCGGAUCUGUGAAUGGAGGAUCACCGUGCAGGAAGGAAGACAGAUCACCCUGACUUUUAACAACCUGAGGCUGGAGGCUCAUCCAUCCUGCAGCAGUGAGAGUGUGACAGUAUUCAAUGGCAUUAGAAGUAACUCACCCCAGCUAGAGACACUGUGUAGUAGUGUGAAUGCAAGCAAUGAGAUCAAAUCUUCUGGAAAUACAAUGAAAGUCAUGUUCUUCACUGAUGGAUCCAGGCCAUAUGGAGGCUUCGCUGCUUCCUACACAUCCAGGGAAGAAGCAGUAUGUGGCGGGUCCCUUGCAAAUUCCCCCGAAGGAAACUUUACUUCCCCUGGCUAUGACGGAGUCAAUAAUUACUCAAGAAACUUAAACUGUGAAUGGACUCUCAGCAAUCCAAAUCAGGAAAAUUCAUCCAUUUACAUUCAUUUUGAAGAUUUUUACUUGGAAAGUCACCAGGACUGUCAAUUUGAUGCCCUUGAGUUCCAAGUGGGUGAUGCUGAUGGGCCUCUGUUAUGGAGACUUUGUGGGCCUUCGAAACCUAUGGUGCCAUUGGUUAUACCUUAUCCUCAGGUAUGGAUACACUUUGUCACCAAUGAACGUGUAGAACAUGUUGGAUUCCAUGCAGAGUAUUCCUUUACAGACUGUGGUGGAAUACAGACAGGUGAAAGUGGAGUGAUCGCCAGCCCCAACUAUCCAGCUUCUUAUGACAGUCUGACGCACUGUUCUUGGCUAUUGGAAGCCCCACAAGGCCAUACCAUCACUCUCACAUUCAGUGACUUUGAUAUUGAAGCCCAUGUCACCUGUGCUUGGGACUCUAUCACUGUCAGGAAUGGUGGUUCUCCCGGGUCGCCAAUAAUAGCACAGUACUGUGGAAGUUCAAACCCCAGGACAAUCCAAUCUGGUUCCAACCAGCUGGUGGUGAUUUUUAACUCAGACCAUUCAGUGCAAAAUGGUGGAUUUUAUGCUACAUGGAGCACACAAACUUUGGGUUGUGGGGGAAUAUUUCAUUCAGAUAAUGGUACAAUCAGAUCCCCUCACUGGCCUCAGAGUUUUCCUGAGAACAUCAGAUGUUCCUGGACAGUCAUUACUCACGAAAGCAAACACUUGGAGAUCAGCUUUGACAGCAACUUCCUAAUCCCCAGUGGUGAUGGACAGUGUCAGAACAGCUUUGUGAAGGUCUGGGCAGGAACUGAGGAGGCCGACAAAACUCUGCUAGCUACAAGCUGUGGGAACGUGGCUCCUGGAUCCAUCGUCACACCGAGAAACAUGUUCACUGCCACGUUCCAAUCUCAGGACACCCCAGCUCAGGGUUUCUCUGCGUCGUUUGUAAGCCGAUGCGGAAGUAAUUACACUAACCCUUCAGGUUACAUUGUUUCUCCAAACUACCCAAAGCAGUACGACAACAACAUGAAUUGCACCUACAUCAUAGGAGCUGAUCCUCUGUCCCUUGUUAUCUUGACCUUUGUGUCAUUCCAUCUGGAAGCUCGCUCAGCCAUAACUGGAAGCUGUGUCAAUGAUGGGAUACACAUUAUCAGGGGUUACAGCCUAUCUUCCACGCCUUUUGCAACCCUGUGUGGUGAAGAGGUCCCAUCUCCUGUCACCAUCUCUGGUCCCAUGCUGAUUAACUUCUAUUCCAAUGCACACAACACGGACUAUGGUUUCAAGUUCUCCUAUAGGAUAACCUCCUGCGGCGGUGCCUUUAACUCCUCCACUGGAAUCAUCAAGAGCCCUGCCUACUCCUACUCAGACUACCCCAACAGCAUGCACUGCUGGUACAACAUCACCGGUAGAGCUGACAGGGUGAUCCAGCUCAAGUUCAGUGAUUUUGAUGUGGUUCCCUCUGCCUUCUGCUCCCAAGACUACCUGGCAAUUUAUGACGGGUCUGACAUCAGUGAUCCCCUUCUUGGCAAAUUCUGUGGUUCUAAGGUCCCACCAAAUGUUAAGAGCAGCAAUAAUAGUUUGCUCCUGGUGUUCAAGACAGAUUCAUUUCAAACAGCAAGAGGUUGGAAGAUAUCUUUCCAGCAGACGUUAGGGCCUCGGCAAGGAUGCGGGGGUUACCUGACAGGCUCAAAUCACACCUUUGCCUCUCCCGAUUCUGAUUCGAAUGGAAGAUACGACAAGAACUUAAACUGCCUCUGGCUUAUAACCGCACCUUCAAACAAGCAGAUUAAACUCAUCUUCAAUACAUUUGCUCUGGAGGCAGCAAGUUCUUUUCAAAGAUGCACUUAUGAUUAUGUAAAGUUAUAUGAUGGAGACAGUGAGAAUGCCGACUUGGUUGGAACAUUUUGUGGCUCUACUGUACCUGCUCCCUUUACCUCUUCUGGUAACUUCCUUACCGUUCAAUUUGUCAGUGACAUCACUGUAGAAAGGGAAGGAUUUAAUGCUACAUAUACCACCGUGGACAUGCUUUGUGGUGGAACAUAUAAUGCGACUUGGAUCCCACAAAGUAUUUCAUCCCCCAACUCUUCAAGCUUAGACUCCCCGUUUUCCAUCUGUGCCUGGGUCAUUGAAGCUCCUCCGCCUCAUCAGGUCAAGGUAACAGUGUGGGCGUUCCAGCCUCACUCAGCGGACUGCAGCCAGAAUUACCUAGAGUUCCAAGCCUCACCGCAGAGUAGUGGCAUCCCAGGAAUUCGGUUCUGUGGCAGAAAUGCUUCAGCUGCACCGUUUUAUUCUGCCAUGAAUACUGCAAUCGUCACUUUCAAAUCCCAAGUGUUUAACAGCACCUCUAGAGUGGUUUUUUCCUAUCAGAUUGCAGAUUGCAACCGAGAAUAUAAAAAGGCAUUUGGCAAUCUGAAGAGUCCUGGCUGGCCAGACAAUUACAACAAUGGCAUGGACUGCACUAUUAUUCUCACGGCCCCACACAACCACACCAUUUCCCUCUUCUUUCAUUCGUUUGACAUCGAAGACUCCAGUGAAUGCAGACACGAUUUCUUGGAGGUGAGAAAUGGAAGUGAAAGCAGUUCACCCUUGCUUGGCAAAUAUUGUGGAACUCUGCUGCCAGAUCCUAUCUUCUCUCAAAAUAAUGAACUAUUCCUACACUUUGAGACUGAUAGUACCACAUCCAGUCAUGGAUAUGAAAUAAUCUGGACCUCAUCACCCUCUGGCUGUGGGGGAACUCUUGAGGGAGACAGCGGCUCCUUCACCAGCCCCGGCUAUCCCGGCACGUACCCAAACAACACCCACUGUGAAUGGACCAUCAUUGCUCCUGCCGAAAGACUUGUCACCAUCAGCUUUUACUUGAUCAGCAUCGACGACCCCGGAGACUGUGUUCACAAUUACCUCAUUCUCUACGAUGGACCGGAUGCUAAUUCUCCAUCGUCUGGACCAUAUUGUGGAGCAGACACUAACAUAGCUCCCUUUGUGGCCUCCUCAAAUCAAGUCUUCAUAAAAUUUCACGCGGAGUAUGCAGGGCGCCCGUCAGCAAUCCGACUGGCCUGGGCCAGCUAACUGUGACACCCCGUGCUCCUCAGCACUUCGGCUCCACCGCCUGGGCCAUCAGACUUGGCACUGGCUGGGAUUCUGCCAUCCUCAUACGUGACCUCCUGUCUGUGCCACUGAGAAUAACUUGACUUUAAUGUUUCUCACCAAAAUACAUGUGGAAUCAAUAUUUACACAUUUUGUUUUGAAUGUGGAAUUUGGCUUCUUUAGUCUUGGCUGCCCAUGUCAUCCUGAGUUCUAAUAUUUGGAGCUGAAAUUUUUUAAGAUCCUUUAAAAAUCUGGAAAUCAUAUGGCAUAUGUGCUGUACAUUUUCAAAAGCUGAUGAUAAAACAGAGGUACAGUUUUCACUGUGAAUAUCAAAUUAGGGGUAAUAAACAUUACUGAAGUGUACACAGUGAUGCAGCAUCUACUUUUAACUCUUUAAAAUGUAGUCGUUUUCACUAUGAAUGUAAAUAACUGUUCAAGCUGAAUUUUAAAUUUCGACUAAGCACACGACGCUUUCAGAAUAGGACCUUGGGAGCCAAGCUGCCUGCAUUUGAAGUUUAGCCCUACUAGCAAAGUGCUUGCUUCACAUCUCUGUGCCUGUUUCCAUGAGUACCGCCAUGUCUAUUCCAGUGUAACAACACAAGAUGUGAAGUUAUACAGAGUUUAAGGAAUGCUUUCAUAAAGUGUUAUGCUGUCUUUAACAAAGAGACUUUAUUUUAAAUGUUUGAAGUUAAGUCUCAUUAAGAACAUGGGAGCAAGUGAAUGGAAGAAGCUGUAGAAUGUGUUACUCAUCUUACUCUAAUGCCCAUGUGCCAGAGUAGUAACUUCUGCACAGAGUACUGAGCCACAUAAAUAAAAUACUUUCACCAUAAUUGCUGCUUCCUUUAACUCUGGAUUUCAAUAGGUGCAACUUUAUAGGUGACUUGCUAUUGGAAAGAAUGGUGAAUGUGAUAAACACCUUCAAACCCAAAGGGCCUCGACAAGCUGGAGCAAUGGACUGGGGCCCUCACGGUGCAGUUUGUUGGAGGCAGAUAUAACAUCUUGCUCUUUGAUCUAAAAAUGAAUCACAAAGGUACAGGAUAUGGAGAAAGUGUAGAAAGAACUUCUGAAGUAGUAUGGGAAUUUUAUCUGAAAGCAAAAUUAAGAUAUGCAGCUGUCAAACAGUAAAGAAGAUUUGAUCUUAGACUGUGUCAGGAGAGUAUGGUAUCUACACGAGUCAUUUUCAGUCAGAGACACACUUUCCUAGGAAGCAUGUUAGAACCUCCUGACACUUCAGGACUUUUUAUUUCCAAUGUGCAGGGGUUGGAUGGGGCCGAUGACAGUGCGGGGUAUGAGAUGCACAGGAUGGGGGUUCUAUUUGUCAUGACUUCCUAGUAAAUUUCAACUCCAUUUAAUGGGGAAACUGUUAAAACUAUGUCACACACUCAGCAUUGUAGUACUAACAUCAUUAAUUUUAUUGAGAACUUAUCUCUGUAUAACAUUUAUUCUAUGCCAGGCAUCAUUCUCAUGUCACUCAUUGAAACGGAAUCCUAAGAACCAUCACCCCUAUUUUACAGUUGAGAAAAACAAGGUAUGGAAAGUUUUAUCAAAUGCGAGUGACAGCCCAGAGAUUCUGCCCUCAGCCACCACCCAAGCUUGAGCCUCCCUCCAGUUGGAAGGAUUAGGUGUGAACUUUUAAAUAUGAUAGUCAAACUAUUUUCAUGGAUCUUUUGGAAUUGUUAAAAAAAGAUUGGCACAGUUACAUGACACAGAAAUAAUGUUAAUGCAAUUGCUAUUAGUUUAGUACAAACAGAGAUUACACAGCAUCAAAGGUCAUGUUCAUGAAACGAAAUUUUUUACUUACUCAGACCACAAGUCAUCUGUGCUAUCAAUUUAAUGGGAAAGUUAUUGAGAGAAAAAUGAUGUGAUAAUUGCUGGAUAUUUGAUGAUUCAAAUUUGGUUUUCCCAAUUUUAAUCUAACUUUAUAUGUCAUGUAGUAAGGAGUUUAUUAUAAAUACAGUUUAGAGAAUAAAAAAAGCUUUUUUAAAAUUAA